This is a messenger RNA of Cryptomeria japonica (Japanese cedar), 1302 nucleotides long. RefSeq lists its product as uncharacterized. The transcript has a single exon. The coding region runs from base 1 to 1302 and encodes 433 amino acids. The record is from RefSeq and is a predicted model, not a curated record. Gene Ontology annotation, molecular function: catalytic activity. Lineage: Eukaryota; Viridiplantae; Streptophyta; Pinopsida; Cupressales; Cupressaceae.
AUGAAGUUCCUCUCUUGGAACAUAAGGGGUCUGAACAGCCCCCAAAAGAAGUUCGCCAUAAAAAAACUCAUUCUGGAUAUGAAAAUUGAGAUUUGCCUCCUUCAGGAAGUCAAGAUGCCCUUUCAAACCUUUGUUGCGGUUGCUGGUAAACUUUGGCCUGGAGUGGACUAUCUGUAUGUUGAUGCUUUGGGUGCUUCUGGGGGUAUUGCUACCCUCUGGGAUCCCAUUAAAAUGAAAGGUAAGCUUUUUGCUAGCUCCCAAAAUUUCCUAAUGGUUUCUCUUCAUUAUGGAGAACAAUGGUGGCAGAUGUUCAAUAUCUAUGCUCCCAACUCAAGGUCGGGGAGACGGCUCCUGUGGGAGGAAAUUUCUAAUAUUAUUGUGACUAACCAGAAGGAUCAGUUUAUGCUGGUGGGAGAUUUCAAUUCCCCCCUCUACCCCUCCAAGAAGUGUGGUGGCCUGGAGGAUUUCUCUGAUAGCAUGGGCGACCUAGCUAGUUUCAUCAAUGCUUCUAGCCUUAUGGAUAUUGACCUACAGGGUGCCCCCUUCACCUGGUCGAGUAAUAGGAAAGAUAAACAUCUUAUUCAAGUCAGACAAGAUAGAUUCCUGAUUUCCACCAAUUGGGACAUUGGACAUAGCUCUUACCUCAAAACCCUCCCAAGGACUGCGUCUGACCACAACCCCCUUCUUCUCCACUGGAAAGACAAACCCUACCAGGGUCCCCCCCCCUUUCGCUAUGAGAUCAUGUGGGCCUCUCAUCUGGACUUCAGGGAGUUGGUUAGAUGCUGGUGGACCACCUUGGUCCAAGGGACUGCCAUGUUCAGAAUUAUGGAGAAACUAAAGCUAAUUAGCAAGGAAGUCAAAGGUUGGAAUAGGACCACCUUUGGAGACAUCUUCAAAAGAAAGGACCUGGGGUCCAGAUUGGAACAACUUCAUAAUAUUAUGGCUACCAGUAACCCCCCGGACCCCAUUUUGAAGGAGGAGGAAGACUGCCACAAGAGUUGGAAAGAUACCCUCUCCAAGGAAGAAGUGUACUGGAAGCAAAGAUCCAAGAUCCAGUGGUUGAAAGAAGGGGACAAAAAUUCUGCUUUCUUCCACAAAUUGGCUUGUAUCCACGAGAGAAGGAACUAUAUCAAGAUUAUUAAGGACGAAACUGGCCAGGAGAUCUCUGAAGACUCUCUGCUUGGACAAAAUGCAGUGGACUUUUUCACUAGACUGUAUGCGGAUAAUGGUGGAAGUGAUUCUCCGCUCCAGGAUUGCCUUGUUAGCAAGCUGUCGAUGGCCAUCAAUGAGGACGAUAACUGA